This is a messenger RNA of Epithele typhae, 855 nucleotides long. RefSeq lists its product as uncharacterized. The transcript has 3 exons. NCBI's taxonomy places the organism in Eukaryota, Fungi, Basidiomycota, Agaricomycetes, Polyporales, Epitheliaceae. Bases 1 to 855 code for a protein of 284 amino acids. The record is from RefSeq and is a predicted model, not a curated record.
AUGGACGUCCGUGUCGGAGAUGAGUUUCGCUACCUGACCCAGCUCUGCUCGGAACCGCAGUGGCGUGACAUGCUCAAUAAAGUCAGUUCGGCGUUCUCCUCCAGAGCGAUUGUUCACCCGAGACGCCCCGUGGAGUGGGCAUACUGGCGCAACCGCACGGGUUAUGUCACUGGCCGGAUGUACCGGAAUCUGACCGCGUACGGCAAGGCUCUGAAGUGGAUCAGAGCACAGGCCGCCAUCCGCGACCACGACCAACAGUCCGUUCAACGCUUCUGCCUCGCAGUCGGCCUACUGCACCGCGACAUAGCCACUGCGUUCGACUUUGGGCCCGAGACGGAGCCACCUUCUCCGGACGAUGACUUCCUCACACAGGUUCACGCAUUCCUCGGCUUUGGCGCCGAGAUCCUGGUACCUGACGGACAGUUCGCCCGUCGCAUCGAAGAGCUUAUGGAUGCAGCUCAGGCCUUCAUGCUGGACGGGUGGAGGGUUGAGCCCGUCAACCCGCUGGAGCGAGUGAAAGGCUCGAGCAGCCAGCGCGUGGAGACCGGCACACCGGCCAGCAAGCGCGACACGACCGGCGAUGGACUAGCGCCUGCGACCGGCGAUGGGAAGGCGCCCGCUACCGGCGAUGGAUUGGCGCCUGACAGCGCCACUGGCGACAAACGCGGAGGAGCAGCCAAAUCGAUACCAGACCGGCUGCCCCUUCCUCUUCCGCCAGUUCGCAAGAGUGCAACGUCGAAGUCAAAGCUCAGCACAAAGCAUGCGCCGCUUCGCCGAAGUGGGCGUCCCAUCCAUCUCACCGAGGCAGCCGUUGCCGCGAAUCUUCGUCUUGCAAGCGCCGAUCACGACACUUGA